ACACCCUCGCCACAUCCGAGGUACCCGCUCAAACCGUAGCCUCUGGUUCUUUGUGCUCGAAACAGCUGAUAUGGAGAGUGCAAUAGUUGCCUAGUCAGUUUACUAACAAAUCGCAAAGCAGAAGUACCGAUACCGCGGAGCAGUACUCCAGAUCCUAGUCCAGCCAUGCAAUCCUGCCCUUCAAUGCUGGUGGCCUUGAUAUUGGCCCUUGUGAUCCCAAAUCCCAGUUUUGGAUACUCCCCCCGCCAAGAUGCCCGAGUCAUCGAAGAAUACAAGCGGCAACAGGGCCUAAAUCAUGCCAAGAUCGCCCGGGAUUUGGUCCAUCGCGCCAAUUGGGCUGCCUUGGGAAGUCUCUCGACCAAUAAACUGGUGGAAGGAUAUCCCAUGGUCAACAUUAUCUCCAUAGAUGAUAGCGAUGCCAAUGGCAACUCCACCGGAAAGAUUCACUUCCUGCUGACCGAUCUGGACUUCACUGGACCCGACUGGCAAAAGGACAACAAGGUGACGUUGCUGUUCACUGAUGAGCAGACCCUUAGGUGCAAGGAUGGCGGCAAGGAUCCCAUGGAGCCCACAUGUGCCCGCUCCAUGAUCAGCGGCCAGGUCAAGAAAUUGGACUCCAGCGAUGAAGGCUAUGCGCCCGCGAGGGAUGCUUUCGUGAAACGCCAUCCAGCUGCCGAUAAUUGGAUUAAAGCCCACAAUUUCUACCUUUGCGAACUGGACAUUACCAACAUCUUUGUGCUGGACUUUUACGGAGGUCCCCAUAAUGUCAAGGCUGCAGACUAUUACGCUGUUUGAAAUUGAAGUUCUCCUCCUGAAGUAAACACUUGAUGCAUCACACUCUUUGUUUGCAAAAAGUAAAAAAAAAAAAAUAAAAAACAAAUUAAAAUGAUAAGCUUAUUUGCUCAACGAACGGCAAAAAAAGAAAUCGAGCUGGCAAAAGACAAUUAUAAAGGUUACUUAUCAAAAAAGCUCUGUGAUUUCACUCAAUACAAAUGCAAAUGUAUAUGGUUAAAUUCUCUUUGACAUGGUAAAAUGCUAAUUUUAUAAAUAAAUGACGAAUUGUUGUGUAUAAAAAAGCAUAAGGAAUACCUUCA
Drosophila biarmipes is the source of this 1094-nucleotide messenger RNA. RefSeq names its product protein CREG1 (gene CREG). The record is from RefSeq and is a predicted model, not a curated record. The transcript has 4 exons. Lineage: Eukaryota; Metazoa; Arthropoda; Insecta; Diptera; Drosophilidae. Bases 166 to 795 code for a protein of 209 amino acids.